Messenger RNA from Spirometra erinaceieuropaei, 602 nucleotides. The record is from the annotation of a GenBank genome assembly. Lineage: Eukaryota; Metazoa; Platyhelminthes; Cestoda; Diphyllobothriidea; Diphyllobothriidae.
AUGAGCGCCCAAUGCAGGCUGACAGCGGUUGCAGACGUUAAUCUCACGGUCGAAACAAUCAAGACCGAAUCGAUCCCCAUCCUCCUCCUUCUUAUGCUCCUUCUUCUUCUUCUUCUUCUUCUUCUCCUCCUCCUCCCCCUCCUCCUCCUCCUCCUCCUCCUCCUCCUCAUCCUCAUCCUCCUCCUCCUUCCGGCCGCCCCACUCGUCAGAUUGGUAGGCUGAGUCCGCACACUCUGGCAGCCUGGAAUGUUCGUUCACUUUUAGACAAUCCGAGGAGCAACCGACCGGAACGGAGGACGACACUAAUGGCUUGGGAACUGGCCCGCUACAAGGUGGAUAUCGCUGCACUCAACGAGACCCGCUUCUCCGAACAAGACCAACUGGAGGCGGUGGGUGCCGGCUACACCUUCUUCGGGAGCGGUCGGCCCAGGGCAGAGCGACGGGACGCGGGUGUCGCCUUUGCUAUCCGGAAAGACAUCGUGGGACGACUGCUCUGUCUACCGCAAGAAAUCACAGAUCGUCUGAUGAGCCUCCGCCUACAAAUUCAAAGGCAAAUUCGCCACCAUCACCAGCGUCUACGCCUCCCCGAUGAUCAGCCCUGA